UUUAGAGAGAGGAGUAACUAGCUACUUUUAAGAAAAUAAAAGUUUAUAGAGUAGGCUUUGAGUAUACAGCAAAGGAAAACGAAUCAAAAAUCUGUCGAGCAAGCGGAACUAACGAAUUGAAAUCAAAUCCCUAUCAAGAUGGCAGUGGAUCCGGCUGAGAAGGACAGGCCUGCGUACGCGAUCUUCUUUGGCUCGAUGGGCGCGGCAUCGGCCAUCAUCUUUUCCGCCUUAGGAGCGGCCUAUGGAACUGCCAAAUCCGGCACUGGAAUCGCAGCCAUGGCCGUAAUGCGACCCGAACUGAUCAUGAAAUCGAUCAUUCCGGUGGUGAUGGCUGGCAUCAUUGCCAUCUAUGGCCUGGUGGUUUCCGUUCUGAUAGCCGGAGCUCUAUCGGAUUCUUAUACCAUUCGCAAGGGGUACAUCCACUUGGCCGCUGGACUUUCCGUGGGUUUCGCUGGAUUGGCGGCUGGAUUUGCCAUUGGGAUUGUGGGGGAUGCUGGGGUGCGGGGCACUGCCCAGCAGCCACGCCUCUUUGUGGGCAUGAUCCUCAUCCUGAUCUUCGCCGAGGUCCUGGGACUUUAUGGACUCAUCGUCGCCAUCUACCUGUACACCAAGUAAUAAGAAGUUUCUUAACAAAUUCGUUACACUAAAACAAUUUAAAAUAAAAUGUUACAUUGUUUACACUCUAAAAA
Drosophila teissieri is the source of this 689-nucleotide messenger RNA. It is a transcript of the gene Vha16-3, whose product is annotated as V-type proton ATPase 16 kDa proteolipid subunit. NCBI's taxonomy places the organism in Eukaryota, Metazoa, Arthropoda, Insecta, Diptera, Drosophilidae. The record is from RefSeq and is a predicted model, not a curated record. Gene Ontology annotation, cellular component: proton-transporting V-type ATPase, V0 domain. The coding region runs from base 139 to 615 and encodes 158 amino acids. Gene Ontology annotation, molecular function: proton-transporting ATPase activity, rotational mechanism. The transcript has 2 exons. Gene Ontology annotation, biological process: proton transmembrane transport.